UUUUUAAUCUAAAUUUGCUUAUUGAUUUCAAAUUUUCAUUCUUCGACGCAUGACCGAAGUGGAGCAGGCAUAAGUCAUUUCUUUUCUUUCCUCGAUAUUUUUCGCCUCUCUUCUCUCUCUCUCUCCUUCGUCGGGUGUUAAGAUCUGUUUUCCAAGAAUUUGUGAUUGAAUUGAAUAAUUGAGAAUAAUGGGAGGAGGAUUUAGGGUUUUACAUUUGGUGAGACCAUUUUUGUCAUUCCUUCCAGAAGUACAAAGUGCAGACAGGAAGGUACCUUUCAGAGAAAAGGUUAUCUACACUGUUAUCUCUUUAUUUGUAUUUUUGGUUUGCAGUCAGCUUCCGCUUUAUGGAAUUCAUUCCACCACCGGGGCGGAUCCGUUUUAUUGGAUGCGUGUUAUCCUUGCUUCCAAUCGUGGAACUGUUAUGGAGCUUGGUAUUACCCCCAUUGUAACAUCGGGGUUGGUUAUGCAACUCUUGGCUGGGUCUAAGAUCAUUGAAGUAGACAACAAUGUACGCGAAGACCGUGCACUUUUGAAUGGUGCCCAGAAGUUGUUGGGAAUUUUGAUAGCUGUUGGGGAGGCUGUAGCAUAUGUUCUUUCUGGAAUGUAUGGUAGUGUAGGCCAGCUUGGUGUUGGGAACGCAAUCCUUAUUAUUCUUCAACUAUGCUUUGCUGGUAUUAUUGUGAUCUGCCUUGAUGAACUUCUUCAAAAAGGAUACGGUUUAGGAUCUGGGAUUUCACUCUUCAUUGCUACCAACAUCUGUGAGAACAUCAUAUGGAAAGCAUUUAGCCCAACCACUAUCAAUGCUGGCCGUGGAGCUGAGUUUGAAGGUGCUGUCAUUGCCUUGUUCCACCUCCUAAUUACUAGGACUGACAAAGUUCGAGCACUUCGAGAGGCAUUUUAUAGGCAGAACCUUCCAAAUGUGACCAACUUGUUGGCAACCGUCUUGAUUUUCCUGAUUGUAAUCUAUUUCCAAGGAUUCCGUGUUGUUUUGCCUGUAAGGUCUAAGAACGCUCGUGGCCAGCAGGGUUCAUACCCAAUUAAGUUGUUUUACACCUCCAACAUGCCCAUCAUUCUUCAAUCUGCUCUUGUGUCCAACCUUUACUUUAUCUCACAGUUGUUGUACAGGAAAUACAGUGGUAACAUCUUUGUGAAUUUGUUGGGAAAGUGGAAGGAGUCUGAAUAUAGUAGUCAAUCAAUUCCGGUUGGUGGUCUUGCAUACUAUGUCACUGCCCCAGCCAGUUUGGCAGACAUGGCAGCACAUCCUUUCCAUGCCUUGUUCUAUAUAGUUUUCAUGCUUUCAGCUUGUGCUUUAUUUUCUAAGACAUGGAUUGAGGUUUCUGGAUCAUCUGCUAAGGAUGUUGCAAAGCAGCUCAAGGAACAAGGAAUGGUUAUGCCUGGGCACCGUGAUUCAAACUUACAGAAGGAACUCAACCGUUACAUUCCGACUGCUGCUGCCUUUGGUGGAGUGUGCAUUGGUGCACUUACAGUUUUGGCUGAUUUCAUGGGUGCAAUUGGAUCGGGAACUGGUAUUUUACUUGCCGUAACCAUCAUUUACCAAUAUUUCGAGACCUUUGAGAAAGAGAGAGCAAGUGAACUUGGCUUCCUUGGGCUUUGAGCACCUUUAUCACAGUUUUGUCGAUAUCAGAGGGAAUGGUAUUAAGCCUAUUAGGUGAUGAAUUGUUAGAAUCCAGCAGUAGGGGGUUCCUUUUCCUCAACAUUAUGUACGCUAAGAGCAUUUGUUUUUUCCUCUUGUCUAACACACUGACCUUAAAUAGAAUACACUAUACUUCUGUUUAUCCUUAAAUUAUGUAUUUUCAACCAGGAGUACAGUAGUACUUGCUAGAUCAUUUAUGGUUGCAAUUGUCUUAAUUUACUUAUUUUUGCAGUUUCAA
Messenger RNA from Amaranthus tricolor (Joseph's coat), 1892 nucleotides. RefSeq lists its product as uncharacterized. The coding region runs from base 188 to 1615 and encodes 475 amino acids. The transcript is spliced from 7 exons. Gene Ontology annotation, cellular component: membrane; Sec61 translocon complex. The record is from RefSeq and is a predicted model, not a curated record. Gene Ontology annotation, molecular function: signal sequence receptor activity; ribosome binding; transmembrane protein transporter activity. NCBI's taxonomy places the organism in Eukaryota, Viridiplantae, Streptophyta, Magnoliopsida, Caryophyllales, Amaranthaceae. Gene Ontology annotation, biological process: post-translational protein targeting to membrane, translocation; SRP-dependent cotranslational protein targeting to membrane, translocation.